This is a messenger RNA of Rosa rugosa (rugosa rose), 3604 nucleotides long. RefSeq names its product plasma membrane ATPase 4. NCBI's taxonomy places the organism in Eukaryota, Viridiplantae, Streptophyta, Magnoliopsida, Rosales, Rosaceae. The transcript has 15 exons. The record is from RefSeq and is a predicted model, not a curated record. Gene Ontology annotation, molecular function: ATP hydrolysis activity; P-type proton-exporting transporter activity; ATP binding. The coding region runs from base 301 to 3261 and encodes 986 amino acids. Gene Ontology annotation, cellular component: plasma membrane. Gene Ontology annotation, biological process: proton export across plasma membrane; regulation of intracellular pH.
GGGGAGAGGGUUAUAGACUCAUAGCCUCCUCGGAGAGGUAUAUAAGAAGAGGCAUCCUCUGCACAAUCUCAUCUCAUCUCAUCACCGGCCAUCACUAAAGCCAGAGAGUCACUACUGCUCUCUUUCUUUUUCUCCUUGGGAUUCAAAAUAUCUCCAUUCAUUCAAUGCUUCUUUAAAAUCCUUGGAUUUAAUCUCUCAGCUUUGCUAGUAACUACUAGCUAGAGCCUAGCUAGAGUUCUUGGUUAUAUAAACAUCAUCGUCUUCUACGUAUUGUUGUUGUGACAAAUUUGACUGGAAAAGAUGGGGGGCCCGGACAAGGCUAUCAGCCUUGAGGAGAUCAAGAACGAGACUGUUGAUCUGGAAAGGAUUCCCAUUGAGGAAGUGUUUGAGCAGCUGAAAUGUUCCAGAGAAGGUCUAAGCGGGGCGGAAGGAGCCCAGAGGCUCGAGAUUUUUGGUCCCAACAAGCUAGAAGAGAAGAAGGAAAGCAAAUUUCUCAAGUUCCUUGGGUUUAUGUGGAAUCCUCUAUCAUGGGUCAUGGAAGCUGCAGCCAUUAUGGCUAUUGCUUUGGCCAAUGGUGGUGGGAAGCCCCCAGAUUGGCAAGAUUUUGUGGGUAUUGUCUGCUUGUUGGUGAUCAACUCCACUAUCAGUUUCAUUGAAGAAAACAAUGCAGGAAAUGCAGCUGCUGCACUUAUGGCUGGUCUUGCUCCCAAGACUAAGGUGCUUAGAGAUGGAAAAUGGUCUGAGGAGGAUGCUGCCAUCCUGGUUCCAGGAGAUAUCAUUAGCAUCAAGUUGGGAGACAUUGUCCCAGCUGAUGCUCGUCUUCUUGAGGGUGAUCCUUUAAAGAUUGAUCAAUCUGCCCUUACGGGAGAAUCACUUCCAGUGACCAAGCAUCCAGGAGAUGAAGUUUUCUCUGGUUCAACUUGCAAACAAGGUGAAAUCGAAGCUGUUGUCAUUGCCACUGGUGUCCACACCUUCUUUGGGAAGGCUGCUCAUCUUGUAGACAGCACCAACCAAGUUGGACAUUUCCAGAAGGUUCUCACUGCUAUUGGAAACUUCUGUAUCUGCUCCAUUGCAGUUGGAAUGUUGGUUGAGAUUGUAGUCAUGUAUCCCAUUCAGCACAGAAAGUACAGGGACGGAAUUGACAAUCUCCUUGUACUCUUGAUCGGAGGCAUUCCCAUUGCCAUGCCUACCGUCUUGUCUGUGACAAUGGCUAUUGGAUCUCACAGGCUCUCUCAGCAGGGUGCUAUCACUAAGAGAAUGACUGCCAUUGAAGAAAUGGCUGGUAUGGAUGUGCUUUGCAGUGACAAGACAGGAACACUAACUCUUAACAAGCUUAGUGUUGACAAAAACUUGAUUGAGGUCUUUUCCAAGGGUACGGAGAAAGACCAUGUGGUUCUUCUUGCUGCAAGGGCAUCUAGAACCGAAAACCAGGACGCCAUUGAUGCUGCCAUGGUUGGAAUGCUUGCUGACCCAAAAGAGGCCCGUGCUGGAAUUCGAGAAAUUCACUUCUUGCCAUUUAAUCCUGUGGACAAGAGAACUGCUUUGACUUACAUUGAUUCUGAUGGAAACUGGCACAGAGCAAGCAAAGGUGCACCUGAGCAGAUUUUGGACCUCUGCAAGUGCAAAGAGGAUUUCAAGAAGAAGGCUUUUGCCAUUAUUGACAAGUAUGCUGAACGUGGUCUUCGGUCUUUGGCUGUUGCUAGACAGGAAGUGCCCGCAAAAUCAAAAGAAAGUGAGGGUGGUCCAUGGCAGUUGGUUGGGUUGUUGCCUCUUUUUGAUCCACCAAGACACGAUAGUGCAGAAACUAUCCGCCAGGCUCUUAAUCUCGGUGUGAAUGUUAAGAUGAUUACUGGUGAUCAACUUGCUAUCGCAAAGGAAACUGGUCGCAGACUUGGAAUGGGAACAAACAUGUACCCAUCUGCUUCCUUACUUGGUCAACACAAGGAUGCAAGCAUAGCUGCCCUCCCAAUAGAAGAGUUAAUCGAGAAGGCUGACGGGUUUGCUGGAGUGUUUCCAGAGCACAAAUACGAGAUUGUGAAGAAGUUGCAGGAGAGAAAGCACAUUUGUGGAAUGACAGGAGAUGGUGUCAAUGAUGCCCCUGCAUUGAAGAAGGCCGAUAUUGGAAUUGCUGUCGCUGAUGCUACAGAUGCUGCACGAGGUGCUUCCGACAUUGUUCUUACAGAACCCGGAUUGAGUGUCAUCAUCAGUGCAGUGUUGACCAGUAGAGCUAUUUUCCAGAGAAUGAAGAACUACACAAUCUAUGCAGUUUCCAUCACCAUCCGUAUUGUGUUUGGUUUCAUGUUCAUUGCACUCAUUUGGAAGUUUGACUUCUCUCCUUUCAUGGUUUUGAUUAUUGCCAUAUUAAACGAUGGAACAAUUAUGACGAUCUCAAAGGAUAGAGUUGUGCCAUCUCCCCUUCCUGAUAGCUGGAAAUUGAAAGAGAUAUUUGCUACUGGGAUUGUGCUCGGAGGUUACUUGGCAUUGAUGACUGUUAUAUUCUUCUGGUUGAUGAAAGAAACUAACUUCUUUUCGGUAAGUUACAGUUUGCUAUGUAAAGGAGUACUUAUGUUUAGAGAAACUUUUCUUCAAAGUUUGUUAAAUAUUGAAAAUAUGCUUUUUCUGCAGAAUACAUUUGGUGUCAGAUCUAUAAGAGAGAGUCCUGAGGAUCAAAUGGCUGCUUUGUACCUACAAGUCAGUAUUGUGAGCCAGGCUCUCAUUUUUGUCACUCGAUCACGAAGCUGGUCCUUUUUGGAACUCCCUGGACUACUGUUGCUCAGUGCUUUUGCCGUCGCCCAGCUGAUUGCAACUUUGAUAGCAGUAUAUGCCAACUGGGGAUUUGCAAGAAUACAUGGAGUCGGUUGGGGAUGGGCCGGUGUCAUCUGGAUUUACAGCAUUGUCUUCUAUUUCCCACUAGACAUUAUGAAGUUUGCCAUCCGUUACAUCUUGAGUGGAAAGGCAUGGCUCAACAUGCUAGAGAACAAGACUGCCUUUACCACCAAGAAAGAUUAUGGAAAAGAGGAGAGGGAAGCUCAAUGGGCUCAUGCACAAAGGACCCUUCAUGGACUGCAAGCACCAGAAAGUAGUACUCUGUUUAGUGACAAGAGCAGCUACAGAGAGCUGUCUGAGAUUGCCGAGCAGGCUAAGAGACGAGCAGAGAUGGCAAGACUUCGUGAGCUUACCACACUCAAGGGACAUGUCGAGUCAGUGGCGAAGCUGAAGGGCCUGGACCUUGAUUCAAUCCAGCAGCAUUAUACAGUGUAAGAAUCCCAGAUGAAAUUUUACCCGGGAAACAAGAGGCCACAAUUCAACGAUGUAUCAAAUUCUAGAGGAGAGACAAUUAAGAAGGCCUAAUUAGUUUAAACAUUUUCUAGAUAUGAUGGAGAGCAUGUCUGUGCUAUAUAUAACUACUCUCCUGUUCUGUUGUAUUUUUACUUUCACAUGUAUUUCAAGUGCCAGCAAAAAAAAGGUUGUGUUUGGUUUAGUUUUGUUCUCUUGUAGGGGCCAAGUACCCAUUCUCAUAGCACUAAUACUCUUAUGCAAAGUGUCAUGCCGCUUUUGAAGGCUCAAAUAAUCAGUGAAUUUAACUUCAUAUCCAUUUACACAA